This is a messenger RNA of Penicillium subrubescens, 3660 nucleotides long. It is a transcript of the gene rom2, whose product is annotated as putative Rho guanyl nucleotide exchange factor (Rom2). Gene Ontology annotation, biological process: intracellular signal transduction. Gene Ontology annotation, molecular function: guanyl-nucleotide exchange factor activity. Lineage: Eukaryota; Fungi; Ascomycota; Eurotiomycetes; Eurotiales; Aspergillaceae. The transcript has 2 exons. The record is from RefSeq and is a predicted model, not a curated record. Bases 1 to 3660 code for a protein of 1219 amino acids.
AUGGCAGACUUGGGGGGUCAGCGUAACCGGAAUUACCGGCCUUAUGGCAACGGCCCUGCCUCGUCCGUGCAACGAGAUGCUGCGUACAACGACAUCUUCGGGAGCGCACCUCCUCCGGGGCGCUCCCAGACAAUGACAUCGCAGACCCCACAGUUCUCACAGGGUCGCGCUCAUACCAUGUCCUCGCAUGUGGCGCACCCUCAAUUUCAACGACCGCCACCCACACGGCAGCCACCUGCAAAUGGUUACGGACCCCCACCGUCCGCGCCGCCAAAUGGAUACCCUCCGGCACCGCCACCUGGUCAAUAUCAAGCCUACAACCCUGGGGCAGCGACCAUGUCCUCGCAGCCGCCGCCGGCUCGACAGUACCCAGGGGCAGCGGGACGAUUCGCAGCAUACCCCCAACCCCAACGCCUAGACUCUAGAUCUGGUCUACCGCCCCAGUACCCCAACCCCCGCGAUCCCGGCCGGCCAAUGCCUCCUCCUGCCUUGAAUUCCGACGCGACGAGAUCACGGUCAAUGGCCAAACUGAGUGGACCACCCUACCAGGCCGCCCCUGCCCCGCCGACUCCAUUCAAUCAUACAUCCUCGAGGGCCGCUCGUGAUCCGUACUACGCCGGUGCUUCAACGAAGACCCAGCUUGGACGGCCAGUUCCUGAGAGACACACUAACGAGAGGGCCAUGUCCAUGACCUCAUAUGCGACGGAUGCCAACCAUGCACACGUUAUGAACACCGGAAGGUCCAUUCCAGCUCGACGGCCCCCGUCAGGCCAUGAACAAAUGACACCGCCGCAAAGAUUCGACUCAAUGCCAGCUAAUGUAGCCGAUGCAUACGCUAGUAGACCCCGCCCUCCAAGUGAUGCUUCGAGCCGAUCCCGUACAAUGUCUAUGGCAUCGACUAUUACCCCGGAUCGAACAAUGAGUGUGCAGAGUCAGGCCACACAGAGUUCUAACGGUCAAACUACCCUUGUUUCCAGGGACUCGCAGCGCCGUGUUCCUGUGGUUUACCCAGCCCUGUUAUCCCUGGUCGCCGAUGUGUUUCGGGAGAAGAUCUCGCUUGGUGAGCGACAGAAGAACGGCUUGUCAUACCAGAAUUCUUUCUCGGGCACCGAUGCGGUGGACUUGAUCGCGAAUAUCAUUCGAACUAAUGAUCGUAACCUGGCACUCCUCUUGGGCCGUGCAUUGGAUGCUCAGAAGUUUUUCCAUGAUGUCACCUACGACCAUCGCCUUCGAGACGCUCCCGGAGAGGUUUAUCAAUUCAAAGAGACUCUGACCGAAGAUAGGGCAGUCGGUACGGAAGUCAAUGGUGUUUUCACUCUCCUGACUGAAUGUUAUUCGCCUACCUGCACUCGGGACAGUCUCUGUUACUCUAUUGCCUGUCCACGGCGCUUGGAGCAGCAAGCCAGGUUGAAUCUGAAGCCCCAGCCGAUUCUGAGAACUUCGGGAUCCAAGGGCAGCUUGCACAUUGAUGACGACGACGACAAUGAUAACCAAAAGCUGUGGAUCAACAUGGUUCCGAAGGAAAUUUCCGAGAAUGUGGACGACCACGAAAAGAAACGGCAGGAAAUCAUUUUCGAGAUCAUGUACACCGAACGUGAUUUCGUCAAGGACUUGGAAUACCUUCGAGAUUUCUGGAUGCGACCACUGCGCGCGGCCGGAACCAAUACUCAUUCUCCAAUUCCCGAACACAGGCGAGAGAAGUUCAUUCGGACUGUUUUUGGAAACUGUUUGGAGGUGUUGAAGGUCAAUAGCGCCCUUUGCGAAGCUCUGAAUGCUCGUCAAAAGGAAAGCCACGUUGUCAAGACUGUUGGUGAUAUUUUCCUUCAGCAUGUGCCCCGUUUUGAUCCCUUCAUCAAGUACGGUGCCAAUCAGCUUUACGGAAAGUUCGAGUUUGAGAAGGAGAAGGGGUCGAACCCUGGCUUUGCCAAGUUUGUCGAGGAUACCGAGCGUCUCAAGGAGUCUCGCAAGCUUGAACUGAACGGGUACCUCACCAAGCCUACCACUCGUCUUGCUCGAUACCCAUUGCUCCUGGAAUCGGUUCUCAAAAACACAUCGGAUGAUAAUCCCGACAAGGAGGACAUUCCCAAGGCUGUGAAACUCAUCAAGAGCUUCCUCUCGCGCGUGAAUACCGAGAGUGGUAAGGCCGAGAACCACUUCAACCUGGUGCAGCUGAACAAUUCAUUGAAGUUCAACCCCGGUGACUAUGUGGACUUGAAGCUGACCGAGGAGAACCGCCAAAUGCUCACGAAAAUGGCCUUCAAGAAGACCACUGGAGAAAGCUCGGAAGUGACUGCUUAUCUUUUCGAUCACGCAGUCCUACUUGUCCGUAUCAAGGUUGUGAAUAAGCGAGAAGAAUACCGUGUGUACAAGAAGCCUAUCCCUCUUGAGCUUUUGGUCAUUGCUCAGAUGGAUGAGGUUAUUCCUCGCCUGGGAAUUGCUAAACGGCCAUCAUCAAGUCUUCUGUCCAACAAAGUAGCUCCCGCCCCUCCACCAACCAAGGACGGACAGCUACCGAUCACGUUCCGCCAUCUUGGAAAAGGCGGCUACGAGCAGACGCUUUAUGCAACAUCUCCAACCCAGCGAAGGAAGUUCAUUGAGAUGGUUGAAGAGCAACAACGAAAGUUGUGGGAACGAAACAGCAACUUCUACAAUAAGACAGUUCUAUCUGAGAACUUUUUCUCGGCCAUCAACCGUGUCAAUUGCUGUGUUCCAGUUGAUGGAGGACGAAAGUUGGUCUACGGAACUGAUAGUGGCAUUUACCUGUCAGAACGCUGGCCCAAGGACAAGAACGCAAAACCAAGGAAGGUUCUAGAGGCCAGCCAGGUCACUCAAAUCGACACCUUGGAGGAGUACCAAUUGCUUCUAGUCUUGGCCAACAAGACUCUCCAGUCUUACCCCCUGGAUGCGCUCGAGAUUGGAGAAGGUCAAAAUAACCUGGCAAAGCGCCCGAAGAAGAUUCAAGGCCAUGCGAACUUUUUCAAAGCAGGUAUUGGUCUUGGCCGUCACCUGGUAUGCUCAGUCAAAACGUCCGCGUUGUCGAGUACCAUCAAGGUUUACGAGCCAAUGGACAACUUGGCCAAGGGCAAGAAGAAGUCUGCUGUCAGCAAGAUGUUCCAGAGUGGCCAGGAUACCCUUAAGCCAUUCAAGGAAUACUACAUUCCGGCUGAAUCUUCUUCGAUUCACUUCCUGCGCUCUACGCUGUGCGUCGGUUGCGCUCGUGGCUUUGAGGUUGUCAGUCUUGAAACAACCGAGACGCAAUCCCUCCUGGACCAGGCUGAUACAUCUCUCGAUUUCGUUGCCCGCAAGGAAAACGUCAAGCCCAUCCACAUUGAGCGUAUGAACGGAGAGUUCCUGUUGAACUACAGUGACUUCUCGUUCUUCGUCAACCGUAACGGCUGGCGUGCUCGUCCAGACUGGAGAAUUUCUUGGGAGGGUAACCCGACUGCGUUUGCACUGUCCUACCCUUACAUUCUGGCGUUCGAGCCCAACUUCGUCGAGAUUCGCCAUGUCGAGACAAGCGAGCUCAUUCACAUUAUGACUGGAAAGAACAUUCGUAUGCUGCAUUCUUCUACUCGUGAGAUCAUCUAUGCCUAUGAAGAUGAGAAUGGCGAGGAUGUGGUUGCUAGCUUGGAUUUCUGGAACAAGCCACAGCAGGUUUAG